This is a messenger RNA of Cetraspora pellucida, 339 nucleotides long. The record is from the annotation of a GenBank genome assembly. NCBI's taxonomy places the organism in Eukaryota, Fungi, Glomeromycota, Glomeromycetes, Diversisporales, Gigasporaceae.
AUGGCAUCAAGAAAUCCAACAUUCAAAGAAUUUAUAUCCUUAAUGAGUAAAAUUCAUCUCAGGAAAGGAGAACCACUUGGUAUGAAAGACUUUCAUAACCUUUUACCUUCGAUAUACAUAGUUCAAAACAAAGAAUUUAACCAUAAAUUAACUGCUUUUAUCAUUGACCAUCAAUUUCGUCCUGAGAGUACUGAGGAAUCUUAUAAGAUUCAAUUAUUUAGUUUAUUAGAUAUCGAUACUAAAAUUAUGCCAAUAAGUUGGGAAACUUCUGAAGAAAGCACCUUUCCUACAAUUUCUCAAAAAGAGACUUCACUCGUAUUGAAAGAUAUAAAUUAUUGA